CCGGCGGGCGGUGUCCGGACGCAGGUGCCGGCCGGAGAGGAGCGGGCGGCGCCGACUGGACCGGCCGGGCCGGGACCCGGGCCGGGGCGAGCGGAGGGGCCUGCGCGGCCGCCCGGCCCGGCCGCGGAUCAGGCUCCUGGGACCAUGGGCCUUGGGCCCUGAGGACACAGGGCUCCCUGUGGCCAUGACGACAGGUGAAUGCUGCCACCUCCCCGGCUCCCUGUGCGACUGCUCCGGCAGCCCCUCCUUCUCCAAGAUCGUGGAGGCCACGGGCCUUGGGCCACCCCAGUAUGUGGCACAGGUGACGUCAAGGGACGGCCGGCUCCUCUCCACUGUCAUCCGGGCCUUGGAUGGGCCGAGCGAUGGUCCCUUCUGCCGCAUCUGCCAUGAGGGAGCCAACGGGGAGAGCCUGCUGUCUCCGUGUGGCUGCACCGGCACCCUGGGCGCCGUGCACAAGAGCUGUCUAGAGAGGUGGCUUUCCUCGUCCAACACCAGCUACUGCGAGCUGUGCCACACGGAGUUUGUGGUGGAGAAAUGUCCCCGGCCCCUCAUAGAGUGGCUGAGGGACCCGGGGCCUCGGACCGAGAAGCGGACACUCUGCUGUGACAUGGUGUGCUUCCUGUUCAUCACACCACUGGCCGCCAUCUCGGGCUGGCUGUGCCUGCGCGGCGCCCAGGACCACCUCCGGCUCCACAGCCGGCUCGAGGCCGUGGGGCUCAUCGCCCUCACCAUCGCGCUCUUCACCAUCUAUGUCCUCUGGACGCUGGUCUCCUUCCGCUACCAUUGCCAGCUGUACUCCGAGUGGAGAAGAACCAACCAGAAGGUGCGCCUGAAGGUCCAGGACGUGGAGGGCUCUGAGGGUGCCCAGCCCCCGCUGCUGGCAGCCGGACUCCUGAAGAAGGUGGCAGAGGAGACGCCCGUGUGAAGGCCAGGCUGGCGGGGCCAGGGGCAGCUGGCGAUGCCCUGGCGUUGGGAAGGACGGAAACUGCCCGACUCUUUCUGCACGGCCAGAAUGCUUUUUAGGCCAAGAGACACCAAGCGGAGCUGACUCUGUGAUCCCGUGUGAAGACACUCACUGAUUGUUUUGCACACCGUUAUACCCGAGGAGGCGGACGUGGUCCUGAACUUCCGAUGGAGCAGGCACCCUGAUCUCUUCCCGAGGUCUACUCGGUCCCUUCGGGGCCAGUAGCCCUGGUGAGUCGAGGGUGUCCAUCAGGCCGGGAGGUUCCACAAGCUUCUUGCGCUUCUCCGCACCCGGCAGGCUCGCUUUCCCGGCACCCUCGACUUCAUCAAGUUGCACCGCGUUUCAAAAACCCACCCCAAAUGAAUAAAAGCAGGCCUUGCUGGACAAAAUGGACUUGUCAGUUACGUUUCUGAACCGAGGCCUCAAAGUGAGGCACCCGGGACACGAGGGGAGUCAGGGACCACACCGAGGUAAAGAAUAAAAAAUGAAAAGAAAGGCCCUCUGCUGGUUUUGAGGGAUCUGUUAUGAAACGCACUGCAAGAAGCAAAGUCUGAGUUUUCAGGUGAAGAGCAGGUAGCGGGAUUAUAUAAUAAAUGAUUUACAAUCACUA
Molecule: messenger RNA, 1574 nt
Organism: Equus quagga
Lineage: Eukaryota; Metazoa; Chordata; Mammalia; Perissodactyla; Equidae
Gene: MARCHF2
Product: membrane associated ring-CH-type finger 2
Exons: 5
Coding region: 185-925 (246 amino acids)
Biological process (GO): protein ubiquitination
Molecular function (GO): zinc ion binding; ubiquitin-protein transferase activity
Source: RefSeq, a predicted model, not a curated record